AUGAAUUUUCGUUUGAAUGCUGAAAAAAUUGAUAAUUAUGCAAAUUUUGCUUUGGAACAAGUUUGCUUCAAUGAUCAUCUUUUUGAUAAGUUCUUUUCCAUCAUCAAAAUAGGAUCAGCUAAUGAUGAAGGCACAAUAAGAUCAAAAAGCUCAUCUAAUUGGUUAUUCAAUAGUAACUUUUCAAAAUCACAUCGAAAAUCAAGCCCACUGAACCUGAAUCCUAUCAAUCAUUCAAGAGUGGCAAGUGGUAAUACAGCAGGCACACCUGAAAAUAUCAUACCGCUAGAAAUUCAAAAACCAAGAGCAAUCAAAAAACUUCCAGAAGAACCACCACAAAACCUAGAGCUGAAGAAGUCUAACAAAAAAAGUAGUGAUAACCUGAGAGCAAAGACAUCCUCAUCUUCAUUGAAUGGUAAUUACAUGAAGUCUCAAUCCACAGGUGCAACUUCAAGAAAAUCAUCAAAAGUUGUCAAUGGUGCUAGUAGGAAUGUUUCAACUGAUGAUAAUGACACAGGAAACACAUGGAAUGAAAAUUUAGAACAACCACCAUCGAAUUUCAAUGACAGUGGAACAAAUCUAUUAGUCCAUGGAUAUAAUAACGACCCAUUUGUCAAUAACUCUGAUACUGUCUUUACGACACCUCCACAGUUAAAACUAGAGAAAUCUAAUGAUUUAAGGAAAGGUUUAAAGAGUUUUUUCACAUGA
Messenger RNA from Hansenula anomala, 705 nucleotides. RefSeq lists its product as uncharacterized. NCBI's taxonomy places the organism in Eukaryota, Fungi, Ascomycota, Saccharomycetes, Phaffomycetales, Wickerhamomycetaceae. The transcript has a single exon. Bases 1 to 705 code for a protein of 234 amino acids. The record is from RefSeq and is a predicted model, not a curated record.